Messenger RNA from Esox lucius (northern pike), 4994 nucleotides. RefSeq names its product zinc-binding protein A33. NCBI's taxonomy places the organism in Eukaryota, Metazoa, Chordata, Actinopteri, Esociformes, Esocidae. Gene Ontology annotation, molecular function: zinc ion binding; protein binding. The coding region runs from base 2319 to 3845 and encodes 508 amino acids. The transcript has a single exon. The record is from RefSeq and is a predicted model, not a curated record.
CGCCAACCCAAUUUGUUUUGAGUUAAUUACAGUUUGUGCACUGAUUUAAUGAUAGCUAGGAGGGACAUUGCAGACCCGAGAAAACAACAAUGUUUUUUUCUUAGGAAAAUAAUAGUUUCAUCAUGGAGACUUGCUGAAGAAUAUUUCUAACUGAUAGAGAAGUGCUGCCCCCUGGUGGAUAGAGAAGUGCUGCCCCCUGGUGGAUAGAGAAGUGCUGCCCCCUACACACAUUCACAAUAUUUCCUUAGAAGACAAAGUGAUCACAAAAUGAUCUGACACUACUUUUUUACAAAAGUAACCCUUCUCCCUUCCCCCCAAAAUUGUUCACAAUGGGUUUUCCAAACAUCUGUGUGGAGCUAUCCACCAAGAUUGAUCAAAACACAAGAGGAUCCCAAAAUCCCUGUUGAUUCUGGACAAUUUUGCUAGAAUAUAAUUUUUAUAUAAUAUGAGAAAAAAAAGAUAUCUGCAGUAACAGUGGAAUAAUGUUAUUUCUCUACACAUACUAACAAGAAAAUAUUUUGGGUGAAUACAAAAGCAAAUCCUGAACUGCACAAUUUCCAUUUGCCCUGAGAAGACACAUCCAGCCUCUUUACUAUCAAGACAGCCAAUCAUCUAUUCUCAAACAAGGGAUAGCAGGAAAGGUGAAGCCAAAUAGCUCUGUCAGUGAAUUACAGCUUUUCUAAGCUGGGUAACUACAAGUAGAUACAAAUUAAAUAAAACAUUUAAAUCUUAAUUCCAGUUGGUUGUUAAAGUGCUGUCUUUCACAAUAAACUGAGCGGAGUAUGUUUCUUCCUGAAUUACAACACCAGCACAAAUCUCUCCCUGCCCUAACACACCUGAUUCAAAUGAUCAGCUCAUUAUCAAUAGACAAUGCUGUUGAAAUUUCAACACAAGCGUUGUGUAUGAAGGAUAAAAAAAACUGACAAGCUAUCAUGACAACUUGAGGGGUUAAACUUUCAGAGAAAACUUUGGUUAGAAUAGACAUCAAUGUAGAGAAGCCCCUGAAAUAACUAAAAUAAUCCACCAGUGUCACCCAGGAGAGAAAAGAGCACAAAAAACUGCUCCAUCAAAAGUACAUCAGAGCAAAUAUGUGCAUACAGACCAAUUGACAAUCUUACAAUCUAAGGCUAUGGCACUUUUAACAUCGUUCAGGUUAUUCUAAAACAAAUGGCUUAAGAUCACUGAUAACAUAUAAAACCUUUCUGACGUCUAUGCCCAGGUAAGUAAAUAGCAGCCUGUGGGUCAACUGUAACUGCAAAUCGCGAACAUAUUUGUCUCUCACGAAGUAGGGUGAUAUCGUUUAAAACAUCCAAAUCUUGGAAAACCUGAUUAUUUACUAAAUGGUUCUCACAGAACCAUUUAGUAAAGCCAACAGGGUUGUCUAUAUCAGUGCUUCACAAACCUGCUCCUGGAGGCUCGCCCUGCAUGUUGUAGGUCUCUCCCUGCUCUAUCACACCUGAUGUACCUCAUCAAGGACGUGAUAAUGAACUGAUCAUUUGAAUCAGGUGUGUUGGGACAGGGAGAGACCUACAACAUGCAGGAUGGGGUGCCUCCAGGAGCAGGGUUUAGGAAACACUGAGCUACAUCAUGCUGAAUCAGCAUGUGAUUAAUUAAUUUAUGGGCACAUAAUGUAGCGCACUGUUACAGCCUAGCUGUUUACUCACCAGACAAAGUAAAAAAUGGGUCAGUAGUGGAAUGCUUUGUACAAGGCUUGAUUCAUCUUAGGCAUGUACAUCUUAAAGGUGUGGAUAAAGGCAGAGCCUGCUGCCUAUUCAGCAUCAAAACCAGCAGAACGUCUUGCAUUCCACACAUUCUCUCAUUGCACGUUUGUCUGUCGGUGUCUCUAACAGCUGUGAUUAAUGGAUAUUAAGCCACCGUUUUCCUGAGGAAUAAUUAGCCACUGUUAAUUAAAACAUGUACUUUCACUCACCUCCCAGGUAUAAAGAGAUGUUGAGCUUCGGAAUUCAUUGGUUUUCUAAUCUCUGAUUGGCUGAUCAGAUUUGUUAGUGUCAACUAAAGCAUGACUUACAGGUCUAACCUGGUUCACUGAAAACUCCUCCCCUGCCUCACCUGCAUUGUGCAAACCGGGAUGCAGUACAUUAUGAUAACAUUGAUCUCUCUGGCGUUCAGCUCUGUUGGAUCAGAUUUCGGGUCACAAGGAGAGUGACUGGAAAAUAAAUCUUGACACGCAGCUUGACUUUGGUGUGCCAAUUUGUUUGAUUUGAGUGUUUGCUUUCUUCUUGAAAAGUGGACAUUUGUUCGGUGUGAACUUUUAUUUUGAAGCAGUUACAGCGCAGGGAGCAGCACUGUGCGAAAACAUGGCAUUCAGAUCGACUGCACCUGACCGGGACCUCUGCUGUCCAAUCUGCCAUGACAUCUUUAUUACUCCUGUUGUCCUGAGAUGUAGCCACAACUUCUGCAAAGCCUGCCUGGAGCCAGUCUGGAAACUCAAUCAAUCCCAGGAGUGUCCCCUUUGCCGGAGAAGAUCCAUGAACGACCCGCCUAUUAACGUGCCUCUGAAGAUCCGAUGUGAGAACUUCUUACAGGAGAGAGAUCAGAGAGCUUCAGUGAGUUCUGGGGUACAGGGGAGGAGUCAGAGAACGUCAGCAGCGUCUGGGGAACAGGAGGAAGGUCAGAGUUCGACUGGGUCUGAGGUAGAGCAGGGCAGUCAGAAAGCCGUUGCAGUACCUGUGGUGCUCUGUGAUCUGCAUGCUGAGAAACUCAAACUCUUCUGUCUGGAUGACAAACAGCCCAUUUGUGUGGUGUGUCGAGAUUCCAAGAAGCAUAGAACUCAUAUCUGUGUCCCCGUAGAUGAGGCUGUGCAGGAUUAUAAGGAGGAACUCCAGACUCUCCUGGUGCCCUUACAGGAGAAGCUGAAGCUCUAUAAUGAAGUUAAGCUAACUUGUGAUAAAACAGUAGGGCACAUUAAGAACCAGGCCCAGAACACAGAAAAACGGAUUAACCAAGAGUUUGAGAUAUUUCGCGCAUUUCUACGAGAUGAAGAGGCAGCCAGGAUAGCCGCACUUAGGACGGAAGAGGAGCACAAGACUCAGACAAUGAACAACAAGAUCGAAGAGAUGAACAGAGACAUAUCAUUAAUUUCAGACUUGAUCAGAGCCACAGAGAAGGAGCUGAAAGCAGAAGACCUGCCGUUCCUCCAGAACUUUGAGGACAUUAAGGAGAGAUCCCAGUGCUCUCUGCCGGAUCCACAGCUGGUCUCAGGAUCUCUGAUAGACGUGGCCGAACACCUGGGCAACCUGCAGUUCCGGGUCUGGGAGAAGAUGCGGGGGAUCUUCAAAUACACCCCUGUGAUUCUGGACCCCAACACAGCCCACUGGGGACUCUGUCUGACUGACGAUCUGACUGGUGUGAGAAGGACAAGCACGUUGCAGCCGAUCCCUGACAACCCCGAGAGAUGUAUGAAAUAUGUAGACGUCCUGGGCUCUGAGGGCUUCAGCGCCGGAGUCCACAGUUGGGCCGUGGAGGUGGGAAACCACCCCAAUUGGUUUCUGGGCGUGGCGAAAGAGUCAAUUAACAGGAGGGGGGAGCUGGGUGUGUCGCCGAAGGACGGAGUCUGGUGUUUGAUGCUGCAGAGCGGCCGGUAUCGUGCCGGGGGCGUUGACGACAUCACUCUGAAGAGGAGACCCCAGAGGAUCCGAGUGCAGCUGGACUACGACAACGGGGAGGUGUCCUUCUACGACUCAAAAGACCUGACACUCAUCCACACGCACAGAGACACGUUCACCGAGAGAAUGUUCCCAUACUUUCAUAUUGGAAAGGCUGGCGAUGCCAAUGUCCCAGCUAUAAAGAUCUGCCAAUCAGUAUUGUCUCUGAAUUUGAUGUAAUCCAAGUGAGGUAUGUACUGCUUGUAUCUGCGUGUUUGAAACAGGUCUGUGUGUUCCUGUAAGGGAAAGAUAGUAAAACAUGACAAAUCAGCAAUAGGGGUAAGUUUUACAGCUAAACAGUUGGGCAUAGUGAUGAAAUUGCAAAUUGGUUUUAGGUUCAGAAAUGACAGAUUAUAAAUAUAGCUACAAGCAGCGAUUCAUGGCUUCCAGCCUAUGCAGCAGUAAGCAGUGAAACAGGAAAGCUGGAAAAAAUAAAACAAUGCACCCUACACAGGACAGUACAGUGCAACUGAUUGACGAUGUGCCACAGGGUUCCUCGUUUUCUGCUCCUGGAGAAAACAGGUUCAUGUGAUGGAGAUCAAGUAUAUGAUUUUCUAUGAAGUACUCAUGUAUUUCUUCCCUUUCAGUAGAGAAGCAUAGAUGAUCAAACAAUGUCUGUUUGUGAGGUCAACUGAGGCCCAAAGGCAAAACUGUUCUCCAUGAGAAAUGGGACCAUGAAAAGUUUCAACAUUCUGGGAACCUUUUGAAGUAAGAAAAUAAUUUGCCCCUCUGAAUAGGAUAGUAAAUUUUCACAUUUUCAAUUUUUAGAGCACCACUAUCUGACCAAUUGAGGUGGCAUGCGAUAUCUUCAGGUGGGUUGUUGAACAAUGACCAAAAUGUAUACUGUAUAAUUGAUGGGAAUGCCAUUUCCCUAUUUUUCAACCAAUCAACUUUUCCUUCUAAAUGUAAUUAGAGGAUGGUAUAAAGUAUACACAUACCAACUCACAAGUCAAUCAGACCCUGCGGUUCAAGAGAAGAUUUUUUAAGGGUUUUCACAAAAUGGGAUCUUAAUGAGAAGAUUCAACAUUCUGGGUGACAUGGGAUGGUGGGGGUGUGUUCAAGUGUCUCAACGGGCUAUUGCUAGGCAAGCAUUCGCCAGAUCCAUCCCAUUAGUUUAUUUAUUUCAAUUAACCACCAUACCAACACGCGUACACAUUUUGGUGAGUUUUCAUCAAACAGAACAAUCAUUAAAGGCAUUUGAAAUGGAGAAUAAUAAUAAUAAAAACCUGCUGCUUCGCUGCCUGGAACAGUAAUUAGUGUUAGUGGUUUAGGGUUAGAGGUUUAGUGUUAGUGGUUUAGUGUUAGUGGUUUAGGGUUAGUGGUUUAGGG